This is a messenger RNA of Styela clava, 11428 nucleotides long. Its product is annotated as sushi, von Willebrand factor type A, EGF and pentraxin domain-containing protein 1-like. NCBI's taxonomy places the organism in Eukaryota, Metazoa, Chordata, Ascidiacea, Stolidobranchia, Styelidae. The record is from RefSeq and is a predicted model, not a curated record. Gene Ontology annotation, molecular function: calcium ion binding.
GCAGCUGCGAAUUAAGAAUGUCGCUAUUGUAUAAAAUGCGGCGAUUUAUUCUACUAUUUGUGGUGAUUUUGUUAAUAUUGGAUAGCACAAGCGAGGCCAGGAAACGGAAACGACGUAGAUCGUUGUCAAGGCGACCGAUACAGCUCGGAAAAUCCACAGUGAAUAUUUUAUUCGUCCAAACAACAAGCGUUAAGGUGGGAUUCUCAUACGUACAGGGAGCGAAAAGAUAUCUGGUGACAGCCCGAGAAUGGGUCGAUGGAAAAAGGGCGGGAAAUGUUGCUUCGACGACAAAUGUGAACGAUCAAGCCAGAUCCGCUACCCUACAGAAACUUAUGCCAGGACGUGAAUACAUUCUCAUUGUGCAAGGACUCGGCGGGUUCGGCGAAAAGAUCGGAGAAAUCGCACAAACGGUCGUCCGGAUGUCGCAGCAAUGCUACGUUUGCAAUGGAGAGAUAGACAACAAGGCAUGCAGAGGAAUGAAAAACACCAUCAAAUGCCCUCACGACAAGGAUGCCUGUCUGAACGAAGUCCGAUACUCGAAAGGAGUUCCCAAGAUAACCAAACGUUGCGCCCAGUGGAGACCCGAACUCGGAAAGCAGAUACAGAAUGGGAGAGACAUCACGAAGGCUUGUUCUGGAAGGGAAAACAUUAAAGACGUCGCUUGCAAGUGUAUGUGCCGAAGUAAUCUAUGCAAUGAAGUUGAAAUGCCUUGUCUACACGAAUGUUUCAAGGAGCUCCCUCUGCCUGAAUAUAGUUAUAUUAAAUGUUCGGACGGCGUGAACGUUGGAUCGAAAUGUCGAUGGAUCUGCCUGCCUGGCUACAAAGUUAAAGGAACAAGAAUCUCUGAAUGCAGGAAUGAUAGAACAUGGAGUGUACUCGCCCCACCUGAAUGCGUCCCUGAUGAAAACUAUAUCAGACGAACGAACAAUGAAUGCCCGCUCCUCGAACCUCCUGAAAACUCAAUGAUCACGUGCGAUAACCAGAACCAGCCAGGAUCAACCUGCCAGUUCAGCUGUAUGGAAAAUUACUUUGUGCAAGGCAGCGUCACCAGGACUUGCGACGGAGCAACCAGCAAAUGGACAGGAGAGAAGCCGAUGUGCGAGGAGAUUCGUUGCGCAAAGAUACCGGAUACGGGUGGACUGAUGAAGGAAUGCACAGCCAAUGAGACGAUUGGUUCCAUCUGUGAUUUAUCCUGUCCAAUAGGAAGAAAGUUUGUUGGGAAGAGUCGUCUCACCUGCCUGUCUGGGGGGAGAUGGUCGGCUGCUAUUCCACGAUGUACAACUCCCGACUGCUCCGUUGAGCCAAAACCUUUCCCAAAUGUCCUGAUGGAAUGCGGGCCAAUACCUUCGCAGAAAAAAGGGAAGGUUUGUCAAUUUUCAUGCGAGGAAGGAUACACAAGAAGUGGCGCACAGAACAGUUACUGCUACUCCGGCAAUAGUUGGACAAACAACUCGCCGACUUGUAAAAGAAUCACAUGUCGACCCACUAUGUACGCUCCCCCGAAUGGAUUCGUGCGAUGCAGUGAUCGUAGUUUCUACGGUUCAGAAUGUGUGUUCUCCUGCGCUGAUGGGUAUAUGCGACAUGGCAGGGAAUCUGUCGUCUGCGGAAAUAGAGGGAAAUGGUCAAGCAUGGACCUUCCAGUGUGCAAAAAAAUCCAGUGUCCAAAGAUCCAACGUUUCAACGGGCUCUACUCCUGCAACAACGGCCAGAACCUCGGUAGCGUUUGCAGGUUUUCGUGCAAGAGAGGGUUCGGCUUCAGGCAAGAAACGGUGACAAAAUUGAAAUGUGUCUCGAAAAAUUUGGAAGAAAUUGAGACAUCGAAAUCUGAUUACACGGGCAAAUGGGAUGCGCCGAUACCCGAGUGCUUUGCUAUCAAAUGCCUACCACUGGGCACAGCACCGGAAUUCUCAUCUGUGCAAUGUCUUGGGAAACCACCUUACAGAGCAGUUGGAACGAGUUGUACCUACAGAUGCAAAGCUGGGUACAACAUUGUGGGUUCGGCUCGAACAACCUGUGUUGGAAGAUCAGACGGAACUUCGUUGGGUGAUUGGAGUUCGCCUCCCCCUUUUUGUCAACGUGUAACAUGUGAGAUAUUGCCAGAACUCAAAUUCGGAACAGUGGGAUGCACAGAAGAUUUCUACGCAGGAUCCAAAUGCACUGCAGAUUGCGACUACGGACGAGUCGUCUCGGGAAAGAAGACAGUGUCUUGUCGUGUAGAUGGAACAUGGUCCAGCAAAUUGCCUUUCUGUAAACAGAUAACCUGCGAGUCUCUGCCGACGCUGAAGAACGGUCUCUACAACUGCGGUAAAUUCAAGAGAUAUACCUUCAACCAUGAGUGCGAGGCUAAAUGCAACACUGGAUUCGAAUUAUCUGGACCUGGAGCAGCGGUUUGCGGAAUCGCAGGCAAUUGGUUGACAUCGAAUGAACUGGAAUGCACAGAUAAGAACGAGUGCAUUGAAUUAGACAAGGAAGGCAAUCCAACCAACGGAGGAUGCGAGCAUUACUGCGUGAACACGGUCGGUUCGUACGAAUGUCAAUGCGACGAGAAUUAUCAACUGAACUCAGAUGGAAAGACUUGCAGAAUUCUUAUUUGCCCCACAUUGGAGGCGGUGCAGAAGGGCCGAGUCGCUUGUACGAACACGAAUCGAAUUGGUUCAACUUGCACGCUUCGAUGCGUUCCUGGAUUCGCUGUCACAGAUACUCGCAACGUCACGUGUUUGAAGAAAGGCAAAUGGGACAAAGACAUGGGAACGUGCACAAGAAUCUCUUGCCCUGAUAUUUCCAUUCCUGAGUCCGGGUUCAUGAAGUGCGCACAAGGAUUCAAGUUCGGUUCGGAUUGCGUGUUUGAAUGCAUCCCUGGGUUCCGACUCGAGGGAAAAAGUUCGACCCGAUGUGGCGCUGAUGGGCAAUGGACUUCACCUGUCCCGACCUGCACAAAGAAAGUUUGCGACCCAGCGUUCCUUUCCAUACUGAACAUGAUCGUUGAAUGCAGCGACGGAAACCGAUUUGAAUCGAUGUGCAUCGCGAGAUGUGAUGAAGGGUACGAACUAGAUAUAAAGGGCCAGACAAAGCCAGUGUUCGUAACGAAAGUGCAUUGUCUUCAAGAUGCGACCUGGAGUUCAAGUAAGCCUAAAUGUAUCAGGAAGCGAUGCGAACCUCGGUUUGAUGAACUCGCCUGGACUCGUCGAAAUGGAACCAUAGCAUGUACGGACGAGGACUGGUUAGGAUCAACGUGUGAGCUCAGCUGUGACAAAGGUUAUAAAGUCAAAGGCCCAUUCAGAGUAACUUGCGGAGGAGACGCGGUUUGGAAUAAAAAACUAGGAAAAUGCACAAAGGUUCAAUGUCCACCUUUGGAAGCGCCAUCUAACGGAGAAAUUUUCUGCACCGAGGCAGCAUCAUAUCAAUCGAAAUGUUCAUUCUACUGUAACGAAGGAUACCAGCUUGUAGGGGAAGCGGAAACGAUAUGUCUGCACGAUCGUUCAUGGACAGAAAAGACUCCGUCAUGCGAACGCAUCAUCUGUGAAAAGUCUUUCAUGAAACUGCUGAAAGGAACCGUGGCAUGCACUGACGACACCUACUUUGGUUCAACAUGCGAAUACAAGUGUGAUCCCGGGUAUGAGUUCAUCGACACGGAAACUGAUAUCCGGAAGUCGUUCGGAGCAGGACUUGACGAAGGAAUCUCAUAUGACAUUCUCAAACUCAGUUGCUUAGCAACCGGGAAAUGGGGCAACACGAAACCAGCUUGCCAGAAACAUAAAUGUAUUCCACCGAGUGCUGUCCUGAGAGAGGCGGAACCGAACGGAAACAUUUUGUGUUCGCAUGGUGAUGAGUUUGAAUCUGUCUGCGAACUUGCGUGCAACAAAGGAUACGAAGUCACGGAUGGCAGAGCCUCGACAAUGUGCGGGGACGACAGGACUUGGACACCCAGGCUUGGAACUUGCCAACGUAUCCGGUGCGCCAUGUUCGAACCUCUGUUAAACGGAGCCGUCCAAUGUUCCGCUUCCAACCGCUAUCAAUCAAGAUGCCUGUUCGGCUGCUUCCCCGGGUACAAAUUGGUCGGAACUCCCGUUUCUUUCUGUCAGUAUGAUCGCAAAUGGACAAAGAAAGCUCCAAGAUGCGAAAAAAUAUUCUGUCCCAUGACUCACACCAAGCUUAUUGACGGUAGCGCUACGUGCACAGAUGGAGCUAGGUACGAGUCGGAAUGCACCUACGUGUGUGAUGCAGGGUAUGAGAUGGUGUUUGGAGGCUCUGUCCUGGAAGAGAAGGAGAGCGUUGUGCUGAGAUGCCAGUUCAAUGCAAAAUGGGGAGGAAAGCUGCCAGUGUGUCAGAGAAAACAGUGCUCUUUGCAUGAUGGAGCACUUGCUAAGGCAAGAUUGAACGGCAAAGUAACCUGCACUGAAUCGUUCUGGUACAAAUCUGAAUGCACAGUUGAAUGUAACGUCGGAUACAAGCUCAUUGGUUCAGCUUCAACAAGAUGUAACGAGGACGCUGAUUGGGAACCCGCAAUUGGAUUCUGCGAACGACGAAAGUGCAAAGUAAUCAAAGUCCCAUCUCAUGGAUCGAUGGAAUGCACAAACGCGAACAAGUUUGAAUCUGUCUGCAGUUUCAAAUGCGACUACGGAUACGAAUUGUUCGGAAUGCAAGAGACAGAAUGCCUGGCUACCGAGACUUUCUCCAAACCCCCACCGUCCUGCAGAGAAAUCAUCUGUCCGAAGAACUUUUUGAAUGUUCCCAACGGUAAGGUGUCUUGUACGAACGAUAACAAACUUGCUUCACGAUGCAUGUACAAAUGCGAUGUUGGUUAUCAACUCACAACGGAAAGCGUGGACGUCGUUGAAUGCCUGGAGACUUACACAUGGGAUGAAGAGAAGCCAAAAUGUGAAAGAAAGAUCUGCCCACAAGGCUAUGCAACUCUGAUUCGAGCAGCGGAGCAUGGUACAUUGACCUGCACUAACAGCAACAAAUAUCAGUCGAUAUGUUCAGUGACUUGCUACCCCGGGUACAAACUGACUGAGGGCGGCGCGUUCACUGAAUGCAGAGCGGACCAAGAAUGGGGACCUGACCUAGGAUAUUGUACAAAGAUCAUUUGUGAAGAGUUCAAACCGCUCGAGAACGGAAGGAUCGAAUGUAGCGAUGGACUUCGAUUUGAAUCAGUUUGUUUGUUUUCAUGCGAUCCUGGGCAUGAGGCCACUCACAACAAGUCAUCCACUUGCCUAGCUGAUAAAAAGUUCAGUCAGAAACCACCAAAAUGCAAAAAGAUCGCAUGUCCAAGCUACCACAUGCGAAUAACGAACGGGAAAGUACAUUGCACGAAUGGAAACACGUUUGGAUCGGUUUGCAAAUAUGAAUGCGACGACGGGUUUGAACGAGUGACCGGGUCCGCAUCCGCUCAAUGCUUGUCGGACAGAACAUGGGACGCUGAUAAGACUGGAUGCGAGAGAGUCCAAUGCGAUGGAAGUGAUAUAUUAUUUGUGAAGGCAAGAGAGCACGGGACAGUCACCUGCACAAGUUCGUAUUUCUACCAAUCAGUUUGCUCAUUGAAAUGCGACAAAGGUUACGAGUUGUCAGGAAUGACAGUUGGAACUGUUGAAUGUAAUGAGUUUGCGCAAUGGGAUGGCGAACUGGGAUAUUGCUCAAGGAUCCAAUGCCCUGCAUAUAAAGCUCCAGACAACGGCGAUAUGUCAUGUACUCUUGGUAACGAGUACGAAUCUGAAUGUGUGUUCACUUGUCAUUCUGGGUAUGAAAUGAUAGGAAACCCCAAGACUACUUGCCUACACAACAAACUGUGGACCAAUAAGAGACCGGCAUGCGUCAAGGUGACAUGCUCAACAACAAACCUCUUCCUCGAUCACGGAAGCGCAAACUGUACCGAAGGAAACAAAUAUUUGUCUGUUUGUUGGUUCAAAUGCGAUCCUGGAUACGAAAUGGACGAAGACAUUCCCAAUGCAAUGUGCGGGGCUUCCAAGGCAUGGACAAGAAACAAACCAACUUGUGUGAAGAGGGAAUGCAACUUUGGAGAAGGAAUGAUAACGAGAGCACUUCAGAACGGCGCAAUAGCCUGCACAGACGGUGUCAGAUAUGAGUCAGUUUGUUCCUUAGCCUGCGAUGAAGGCUACAAGCUCACCGGUGGAUCAGGACAGAUUGAAUGCACAGAGACCGCCACCUGGGACAAACGGUUGGGACAUUGUGAAAGGAUCACCUGCAAAGAUUUAAAACCACCCCAAAACUCGAAGAUGGAUUGCACGAAUGACAACAAAUACGAAUCAAUUUGUGCUUUCAUGUGCGAUGAUGGGUACGAAUUAGAAGGCGAAAGCGAAUCAACAUGCUUAUCGAACCGAAAAUUCUCGAAUCCAGAACCGAAUUGUCUCAAAACCAAAUGUACAGAGGACUACCUGAUGCUACCAUUUGGUUCCGUCAUGUGCACAGACUUGAAUUUCUUCAAGUCAGUUUGUAAGUUCGAAUGCGAGAAAGGUUACAAGAUGGCGUUGAAGGAUCAGAACGUGGUGAAGUCAGAAUGCUUGAGCAAUCAGACAUGGUCUCUUGAAAUACCGAUCUGUGAGAAGAAAACUUGCGCGUAUGAUGCCCCGCAUUUGUUAAAGGCACUUGAGCAUGGUGACAUAGAAUGCACAGAAGCCAACAGGUAUGGUUCAGUAUGUUCCUUGAAUUGUGAUGUAGGCUAUGAACUUACUGGCAGACCAAAGACUGAAUGCACAGAGAAAGCUGAAUGGAGCAAUGAUAUCGGAUAUUGCAAAAAAAUUGUAUGCAGAGGUCUCGACACUCCCAGCUCAGCGAUCAAGUCUUGCACAGAUGAUGAAUUCUAUAAUUCAACCUGUACGUUUGCUUGCGAUGGGGGAUACAGAUUCACUGAGGAAGAUUUUGUCGUUGAAGAUGAAAUCACAUUGACAUGUCUUGCAACAAGAACCUGGACAUCACCCGGUGGCCCGCCUAUGUGCACAAGAGAGAAAUGCCCUGAUGAGUUCCUCACAUUGGAAAAUGGGAACAUCACAUGCACAGAUGGUUCAUUCUACGGAUCCCAAUGUCUCUUCACCUGCCAUGAUGGAUAUGAGCUUGUCAACCCGGUGGAUGAUUUUGACGUCACUUCCGUCAUUGUAUCCUGUGAUUCAGAUGAAAAGUGGGACACUAACAUACAGCCAGAGUGUAGAAGGAUUGUUUGUGACCCGAACAUGCAGGAGAAAAAUGAGGAAAUGAUCCAUGGUGAAAUCAAAUGCACUGAUGGAUCUAACUUCGAAUCAAAAUGUAAGAUCACCUGCCAUAAGGGAUUCCAAGUGGUGGACGGAGACAAAACUACAGAAUGUCUCAGUAGCCGGACAUGGGCACCACUGCUUGGAGUUUGCGACAAAAUUUCGUGUCCUCCCCUGGAAGCUCCAGAUGACAGUACCUUGCUGUGUACAGAAGGUUUCGUGUUCAAAUCCCGCUGUCAAGUUAUUUGUCGACCAGGAUUCCAAAUUUUCGACCCCGAGAACGAUUAUGACGAUGAAGUAGGAUUAGAAUGCAAAGCUGAUGGAAAUUGGUGCGGUGAUGCACCGACAUGCGCAAGAGUGAAAUGCCCCGAGGAAAAUCUCUCAUUAGAAGGUGGAUUCGCAAAGUGUACGAAUGAGAAUCUAUUCGAAUCUGAAUGCAAAUACAAAUGUGACCGAGGUUACCAGAUGACACAAGGACAGAUUGACACAACGCAAUGUACGGCUCAUAUGACUUGGACAAACCCUAAGCCUACAUGCGAGAAACGACGAUGCCCAGCUGAUGAUUCAAGUUUUAAAGAGGCACAAGAAAACGGUGAAAUUGGUUGCUCUGAUGAGAAUAAAUUUGAUUCUGUUUGCGGCCUUGCGUGCGUGCAAGGAUACGAACUUACCGGAGAACCAAACGCUACGUGCAUGCACACUGGUGACUGGAGUAACGGCCUUGGACUUUGCAACAGGAUUUAUUGCAACGAAGUUAAAGCGCCUGCAAAUGCAGUAAUGAAAUGCACGAACAAUAACCGAUACGAAUCUUUCUGCACCUUCGCCUGCAAGACAGGAUACAUGCUGACUGAAUCCUCUCUAAAGGCAGGAAAUGGAAUCGUUUGCGAAGCUGAUAAAUCUUGGGGAGGCGAAGUUAUUCACUGCGAAAAGAUUACGUGUCCGGCAGCUGGAUUCGACACAAUCGAGAACGGUAAAGUGACCUGCAAUGACAGCAAUUACUUCACGUCCAGGUGUUUGUUUGAGUGCGACGGCGGGUAUGAGCUGGCGGAGCAGAUUGACCCCAAUGAUCCGACAACGGUUUUAGUAAACUGCACAGAACUUGGGUAUUGGGACGUACAGACACCUCCAAAGUGCAAGAAAGUGAAGUGUGAACCCUCAGCUGAACUGUUGCAAGAGGCAUUGGAGAACGGCGUAGUCCGCUGUAGUGAAAGAUCAGAUUUUAAAUCUGUCUGUAAAGCAAAAUGCAACAAUGGAUUCGAACUUGUUGGAGGUGAAUCAACCACCACAUGCACAAGUAAUAUGAAAUGGGGACAAAAGCUCGGAAAAUGUGAAAAGAUCUCGUGCGGGCCAUUGCAGAAACCGAAGAACUCACAGAUGGUUUGCGACGACGGAUUCCGUUUCAUGUCUCAAUGCGAUAUUCAAUGCUUGCCUGGAUAUGACAGUAUUCUUUCGAAGAAGAACAAGGAUGGAAUCGCAACUUGCAGAGCUGAUGGGAACUGGGAAGGAAAGCCGCCUAUAUGCAAAAAAUUAGCUUGUGAUUCAUCGUACAUGAAACUUAGGAGAGGAAAAGUCACUUGUUCAGAGAGAUAUUUAUACAAUUCUGAAUGUGAAUACACAUGUGAUUCGGGAUUCGAACUCGUAGACUCAGGUUCAAACUUUGCCAGAUGCACAGAGAAUGGAACAUGGAGCAUACCACGACCGGAAUGCAAAGUAAAGACAUGUGAAUCAGCGUACGCAGCAAACGGGUACAUGAACUGCUCAGGGUCAGCCUACAACGCAGUGUGCAAGCUAUCAUGCGGGCACGGACACAUUCUAAAAGGAUCGGACUUCAGCACAUGCAGAGAUGCAAAGAACGGCGAAACUAAAUGGACUCCUCCGAUCGGAGAGUGCGAGAAGGUUCGAUGUCCACUUGUGCCUGAGAUUGCAAACGGUGACGCAAAAUGCAGCGACAGCAACAAAUACCGCUCUCUCUGCUACGUGAACUGUCAUCGCGGUUUUGAAGUCAAGGGCAUAUAUUUCUCCACUAGAUGUCUCAGUGAUGGAACGUGGUCACGAGAAUUCCAGCAAUGCGAACGAGUUACUUGUGAUCCGAGUUACUUAUAUGUUGAAUAUGGAAGUGGGACGGCGACGGACGGAAAUUAUUACAAGUCGACGGUGACGUACUCGUGUCCGAAACACGGUCAUAAAUUUACUGGGCGUUCGGGCGUGACUUGUCUUUUGAAUGGGAAAUGGACAGGACAGAAACCGAGAUGCGAAAAAUUCACAUGUCCUCCGAUCAACCUGCCCAACGGUCAAGUAAACUGCACAGGGAUACGACACAAUGAUUACCAGUCCAAAUGCAGCUACACCUGCAACACAAACUAUGAACGAAUCGGAAGUGAAACAACAGAGUGUCAGCUGGAUGGGACAUGGACUAAUUCACCGCCAUAUUGUAAAGGACACUGCGACAUCAAAUUCAAAACCCUUGAACACGGAGGAGUCGAAUGUACGAACUCACAUUACCAGCACAGUAGAUGCAGAUUCUGGUGUGAUGGACAGACAGACGACAUCAUGACCGCCAAAUAUUCGCUGUUUGGAAACGAUUUCCUGACUUGCACAGAAGAUGGCCAUUGGGAUGGAAUGCCACCAUGCUGCGCACAAAACUGUCCACCGUGGGGUAAAAUGGAUUUGUUUUUCGUGUUCGAUUCCAGCUCGAGUGUCGGAUGGCAAAACUGGAAACGGCUGCUGGAUUUUGCUAACCAGAUCCUUGGCAAUUUCCACAUCGGUGAAGACAACGUUUUAGCCGGUGCAGUGAGAUACAACCGAGAUGUCGACUCCAAGAACGAGCUUCCGAUUGGAAAAUAUAAGACGAGAGAAUUGCUGACAAAUGCAAUCAAAUUCACACAUUUCGGAGGAUGGGGAACAAACACUGGAAAAGCGCUGAAUCAUGUCGCAGAAGAGAGUUUGAAAAAACCUGGCAACCGUCCUGAUGUUGCUGAUGUCGUCAUACUUUUCACUGAUGGCGUCAGUCAAGAUGACGUCAAAGAAGCAUCUCAAAAAUUGAAGGAAAAUAAUGCAACGGUUCAUGUUGUUGGAAUCGAAGGAUCAACUGGGCAGCUUGAUUUGGACCAAAUGAAGACCAUAGCUAGUGAGCCCCCACAGAAGCAUAUCGCCAUCAUACGAGGAGGCUUUGACAGACUCACAGCAGAACUCAGCAGUAAACUCGGGAAACAAGUUUGCCAGAACCCUUGUCUGUUAAACCAAGAAUAUCGAAUGCAGUCGGAGAGUUAUAUUAGGAGACACGAAAGCAAGACUGAUAAAGUUUUGAAGAAAUCUGAUCUAUUAAUCUAAUCAUCUUUGUAAAAAUUGCUUUUGUCUUGAAUUUAUAGCGAGAACUAUUUCCUUUAUUUUAAUAACGUUAACGCGCCAAAUGAAAGAUAAUAUAAUGUGUACCCAUAUGUUCGUGCGUAAAUCAUUUACGUUGAAGUUACAACAUUUGUCUUUACGUUUAUUACGUAGGGGAAAAUUACGCAAGAUCACGCAACGACACGUCCUUUUACAUGCGGAGUCUCCGCAUACGUCCAAAUGCUUAUAUUUGAAAUAAUACGGUAUCCCGAGUACCUAAGUGUAGAUAACGCAAAUAAAACACUUCCUUGCUGGAAUCAAACAAUUUAGUUGGGUAGUUUUGAUUUUGUUAUUUAACCCAUGUAUAAUAGUAUCGACCUAUUUUUCAAGUAUUUUCAAAAACUAUCAUGAGAACACCACGAGAAUUGAAUAUUUCAAAUUAACCAAUUUGCUUUAUAAAUCUUGGCUGAAAAGAAUGUUGACAUAGUUGUUCUCAAAAAUAAUUCUGAUAUUGAAAUCCUCAUUUGAGGUAUCGGGCCCUGCUGUGCUGUUUUAUGCUUCGUUAUUCUACUAGAACUUUUAAAGUAUUGAAAUAUGUACUAUGUAGACUGAUUGAAACGUUUCCUAUUUAUUCUUGUCUGGUAACUUUACAUAAUGUCAAAUAGCCUUAGCCCAUAUCUAAUGUUAGGCUAUCGAGAGUCGGAAACGUUUUUGUCUACAGGCCUACUUAGAGGGUCUGAGCUUUAUUCGGCAGGAAGGUAGGAAAUGUCUUUUAGAAAUAUAUUUAGUAACGUUUAGUUUUUUGUUUAAUAUUGUGACCCACGUUAAGCUGUUUUAUCAUUUUCUUAGCUUUGCUUUGUUUUGUUACUUUAAGCAACAAUAAAUAAUGUUCAUUAAGUUUCAAA